GCUUUGGCACUCAAAGUCUCACACUCAUUCUCUCUUCACCAACACCAUAGGAACAAGCAAGAGUUAACCAAUUAUUAUCAAAAUCAUGCAGGAGGAUAAGAAGAUGAAAGUGAAGAAGGGAUGGCUUGCAGUUCAAGUGGGUUUAGAGGAGGAAGAAGAAGGUGGUUCUUGCGCUCAGAAAUUUGUCAUACCUAUCUCUUAUCUUUACCAUCCACUUUUCAAGCGUCUUCUCGACCAAGCUUAUGAUGUUUAUGGCUACCAUACCAAUGGUCCUCUCAAGCUUCCAUGUUCUGUGGAUGAUUUCCUUCAUCUUCGAUGGCGAAUUGAGAAAGAAUCUCCUAACCAACAUAACCAUAACCACCAUCAGCAUCGUCUUCCUCAUGCUCUGAUUUUCCACUCUUGUUGACUCAAAAUUUAGAAAUCUUUCUUUCUUAUUUGCCCUUUUAAACACUGCUAUGAUUGGAUAUUUGAAUAGCUUUUAGUUUUGUUUAGGGAAUUGAUAUGAUACCGCUCUGUAAUUUUUACUGCCAGAGAGAGGGAAAGUUGAAAAAAGGAAUAGUACUAUGGUUGGAGACAAAUCUUCAUAAGCAGAGAAAACAUGUCUAGUGUUUGUUUGUGAUUGUAUGUUUUUGUGUUUUGGUUAAUUUGCUGGGACAUGGUCUGGAGAGAAUAUUGAUGAAAUGAAAUUUUAUUAUUUUCUCCUAA
Medicago truncatula (barrel medic) is the source of this 705-nucleotide messenger RNA. RefSeq names its product auxin-induced protein 6B. The record is from RefSeq and is a predicted model, not a curated record. The transcript has a single exon. Gene Ontology annotation, biological process: response to auxin. NCBI's taxonomy places the organism in Eukaryota, Viridiplantae, Streptophyta, Magnoliopsida, Fabales, Fabaceae. The coding region runs from base 86 to 406 and encodes 106 amino acids.